This is a messenger RNA of Closterium sp. Naga37s-1, 1026 nucleotides long. The record is from the annotation of a GenBank genome assembly. NCBI's taxonomy places the organism in Eukaryota, Viridiplantae, Streptophyta, Zygnematophyceae, Desmidiales, Closteriaceae.
AUGGAGCAGCUUGAUGCUACUAUGUUUGCAGAGGAGCGGAGCAUCGUCAUUCUACUCGACAAUGCUUCCAGCCAUGUGCUCAAGAGUGAGCACGCGGAGUCUGAGGACAUCUUCGGCUUCCGCACCCGGUCCCUGCGCAACAUAAGGCUGGUGUUCCUGCUGCCGAACACCACCUGCUUCACCCAGCCGCUGGACCAGGGCCUCAUCGCGAUAAUGAAGGCUCGGUACCGCCAGCACUGGCUCGAGGCGCGUUGCUGGUGGUGCACGGGCUGUCUCCCGCUCGCAUGGGCCUUAUCCUUGGCCCACGUGGGCGCUGCUGGACUCACAGGCGCCGCCCCUCUCGCCAUCGAUCUCAACGAGGAGAUCGGCGACGUGGGCGUUUUGAUCGACCGGCUUGCACUCGGUUCGAGUGCAAUGCCUGCCGCCGACUUCGUCGCGAUUAAUGACGGGCAGCCGACGUGCGCCGAACCGGACGAGGAUGCCCUCGCCCUCGAGCCUGCCUCGGCGUAUUCCGCGCAGUCUUGGGAACCGCCCGCAACCAUGCAGGCAGUGUACGACAAUGUGGACCCGGCGAAGCGCGAAGCACGUUGCACGGCACGGGCGGCAUGUGAAAUGCUCAUCGGAUAUGCGCGCGCGACAUGUAUCACCCCCCGCGAGCUGUCUGAAAUUCACAACCCGAUUAUCAUCAAGCGCAUGGAGAGGGCAAGCCCGCAUAUCAACCUCAACACGACGCCGAUCGCCACUCCCGCGCCUUUCGCCACGCCUGAUGGCGCGCGCCCUCGUCCACGCGGUCGCGUCCUCCCAGCGUGGAUGACGGCGCCCUCCCCCCGACAGGCGCUGAUUGACGCCGGCACUGCUGUCGUCAUGGCCGGUUUCAGAGUGGGUGCGUUUGUGAACGCUGUAGACUCCUAUCAGAGGAGUUGGUUUUCCUCUCCUGCCUGGCACCAGAGUCAACCUCUCGCUGACAUUGGUGCAAUGUCAGCGUUGACUGAUUUAGUUUUGAGCGUCCCAAUUGUCGAGCUGUGA